Trichosporon asahii var. asahii CBS 2479 is the source of this 894-nucleotide messenger RNA. RefSeq lists its product as uncharacterized. NCBI's taxonomy places the organism in Eukaryota, Fungi, Basidiomycota, Tremellomycetes, Trichosporonales, Trichosporonaceae. Gene Ontology annotation, cellular component: nuclear pore central transport channel; nuclear pore nuclear basket; nuclear membrane. Gene Ontology annotation, biological process: NLS-bearing protein import into nucleus; regulation of DNA-templated transcription; nuclear pore organization. The record is from RefSeq and is a predicted model, not a curated record. Gene Ontology annotation, molecular function: single-stranded DNA binding; phospholipid binding; structural constituent of nuclear pore. The transcript has 3 exons. The coding region runs from base 1 to 894 and encodes 297 amino acids.
AUGUCUGACUGGUGGACGCAGCCGAGCACGCCGGCGCGCCAGUCGGCGUUCUCUUCGCCUGCGCGUGCGUCGUCCUCCCGCGCGCGCUUCGUCAGCGAUGACCCGGACCCGAACUCGGAGGCACCCAAGUUCUUACCCACUUUCGCCGCCAGCCCCGCCGCCAAGGUUGCUCUUCUCGGAGGUUCAGCUAACCUUCAGGGCAGCUCGCCAGGCGCCGCUUCGCCGCCGGCACCGAAGCGCUCUCCGACUGCGCGCUUCUCCUCCUCUAUCAACGAGUCGACCUCCUCCCCCCGCGGAAACAUGACGCGGUACCGUGCCUCCCAGGCCGAUGAGGACGGUAUCCCGACCUCGUCGCUGCACGACGACCCGCCGGCGCGUGCGACCCCGCAAGCGCCCGCCAGCAUUCCCGUUCCCCCCGCGCUCGAGCCGGAUGCGGACACAACGACGCUGCACGUCUUUGGUCCGCCCGUCGAGUUCCUCUCCACGCUGCGCGCGUACCUCGAGUCCAUCGGCCCCGUUAUCAGCUACGUCCCCGGCCCGGACGGGAGUAACUGGUGGGUCGUCACUUAUGGAGAUCCCCUCGCUGCCAGCUAUGCGCUGCGCCGCCACGGAGAGAUUGUGAAUGGGCGGUGGAUGCUGGGAUUCAAGAUUGCGGGUCCGGGAUCGACGCAGGGCCUCACCCUCGUUAGCGGUGUUGGACCUGCUCCUGUCAACUCGUCGGCUGCGGGUAAUGCCGUCGAGCUCAAGAGUGCCAGCAUUAUCCGACCCAAACCAAAAGCGAGCGAAGUUGCGAAGGAGGACUACGCUUGGGAGGAGCCGGAGCAGCCGUCAGGCAUUCUUGGACGUGCCGCGGAGCUUAUUAGUGUUGAUACCGUGUACGAUAGACUCAUGUGA